This is a messenger RNA of Pteropus alecto (black flying fox), 3749 nucleotides long. It is a transcript of the gene KCNB1, whose product is annotated as potassium voltage-gated channel subfamily B member 1. Bases 165 to 2741 code for a protein of 858 amino acids. The transcript has 2 exons. Gene Ontology annotation, molecular function: delayed rectifier potassium channel activity; protein binding. Gene Ontology annotation, cellular component: voltage-gated potassium channel complex; membrane. The record is from RefSeq and is a predicted model, not a curated record. Lineage: Eukaryota; Metazoa; Chordata; Mammalia; Chiroptera; Pteropodidae. Gene Ontology annotation, biological process: potassium ion transmembrane transport; protein homooligomerization.
GUCGGGAUGGAGGUGAGAAGACGGCCGUGACGCGCUCCAGCGCGGGUCCCUGCACCCCCAACAGCCCAUAGCGCUCCCUGCCCCCCUCCCCCGAGGCAGCCGGCCUUGCCGUCCAGUGACAGCGGCCUGGCGGGGCAGGGGGGGCGGGGGAGGCCGGACCAGCGAUGCCGGCGGGCAUGACGAAGCAUGGCUCCCGCUCCACCAGCUCGCUGCCGCCCGAGCCCAUGGAGAUCGUUCGCAGCAAGGCGUGCUCGCGGCGCGUACGCCUCAACGUUGGCGGUCUGGCGCACGAGGUGCUUUGGCGCACCCUGGACCGCCUGCCCCGCACGAGGCUGGGCAAACUCCGUGACUGCAACACUCACGAUUCACUGCUCGAGGUAUGCGACGACUACAGCCUCGAUGACAAUGAGUACUUCUUCGACCGCCACCCAGGCGCCUUCACCUCCAUUCUCAACUUCUACCGCACUGGGCGGCUGCACAUGAUGGAGGAGAUGUGUGCUCUCAGCUUCAGCCAAGAGCUCGACUACUGGGGCAUCGACGAAAUCUACCUGGAGUCCUGCUGCCAGGCCCGCUACCACCAGAAGAAGGAGCAGAUGAACGAGGAGCUCAAGCGUGAGGCCGAGACCCUACGCGAGCGAGAGGGUGAGGAGUUCGAUAACACUUGCUGCGCGGAGAAAAGGAAAAAACUCUGGGACCUACUGGAGAAACCCAAUUCCUCUGUGGCUGCCAAGAUCCUUGCCAUAAUUUCCAUCAUGUUCAUCGUCCUUUCCACCAUUGCCCUGUCGCUCAACACGCUGCCCGAGCUGCAGAGCCUCGAUGAGUUUGGUCAGACCACAGACAACCCCCAACUGGCUCACGUGGAGGCCGUGUGCAUUGCGUGGUUCACCAUGGAGUACCUGCUGCGGUUCCUCUCCUCGCCCAAGAAGUGGAAGUUUUUCAAGGGCCCACUCAAUGCCAUCGACUUGCUGGCCAUCCUGCCGUACUACGUCACCAUCUUCCUCACCGAAUCCAACAAGAGCGUGCUGCAGUUCCAGAACGUGCGGCGCGUGGUCCAGAUCUUCCGCAUCAUGCGCAUUCUCCGCAUCCUUAAGCUCGCCAGACACUCCACUGGCCUCCAGUCCUUGGGCUUCACCUUGCGGCGGAGCUACAACGAGCUGGGCUUGCUUAUCCUCUUUCUUGCCAUGGGUAUCAUGAUCUUCUCCAGCCUUGUCUUCUUUGCGGAGAAGGACGAGGAGGACACCAAGUUCAAAAGCAUCCCAGCCUCUUUCUGGUGGGCUACUAUUACCAUGACGACUGUUGGGUAUGGAGAUAUCUACCCCAAAACUCUCCUGGGGAAAAUUGUGGGGGGACUCUGCUGCAUUGCAGGGGUCCUGGUGAUUGCUCUUCCCAUCCCCAUCAUUGUCAAUAACUUCUCCGAGUUCUACAAGGAGCAGAAGAGGCAAGAGAAAGCAAUCAAGCGGAGAGAGGCUCUGGAGAGAGCUAAGAGGAAUGGCAGCAUUGUGUCUAUGAACAUGAAGGAUGCUUUUGCCCGGAGCAUUGAAAUGAUGGACAUUGUAGUUGAGAAAAAUGGAGAGAAUAUAGGUAAGAAGGACAAAGUACAAGAUAACCACUUGUCUCCCAACAAAUGGAAAUGGACAAAGAGGACACUGUCUGAAACCAGCUCAAGUAAGUCAUUUGAAAAUAAGGAGCAGGGAUCCCCUGAGAAGGCCAGAUCAUCUUCUAGUCCUCAGCACCUGAACGUCCAGCAGUUGGAAGACAUGUACAAUAAGAUGGCCAAGACCCAAUCUCAGCCCAUCCUCAAUACCAAGGAGUCAGCAACACAGAGCAAACCAAAGGAAGAACUUGAAAUGGAGAGCAUCCCCAGCCCUGUAGCCCCUCUGCCCACUCGUACAGAAGGGGUCAUCGAUAUGCGAAGCAUGUCGAGCAUUGAUAGCUUCAUUAGCUGUGCCACAGACUUCCCUGAAGCCACCAGAUUCUCCCAUAGUCCUUUGGCAUCACUCCCCAGCAAGACUGGGGGCAGCAUAGCCCCAGAGAUGGGCUGGCGGGGAGCUCUAGGUGCCAGUGGUGGUAGGUUUGUGGAGGCCAACCCUGCCCCUGAUGCCAGCCAUCACUCUCCUUUCUUCAUCGAGAGCCCCAAGAGUUCCAUGAAGACCAACAACCCCUUGAAGCUCCGAGCACUUAAAGUCAACUUCAUGGAGGGCGAUCCCAAUCCAUUGGUCCCUGUUCUGGGGAUGUACCACGACCCUCUCAGGAGCCGGGGGGGUGCUGCAGCUGCUGUUGCUGGACUGGAGUGUGCCACACUCUUGGACAGGCCUGUGCUGAGUCCAGAGUCCUCCAUCUACACCACAGCCAGUGCUAGGACACCCCCCCGGUCACCUGAGAAACACACAGCAAUAGCAUUCAACUUCGAAGCGGGUAUCCACCAGUACAUUGAUGCAGACACAGAUGAUGAGGGACAGGUGCUUUACAGUGUGGACUCCAGCCCUCCAAAGAGCCUCCAUGGGAGCACCAGUCCCAAGUUCAGUGUUGGGACGAGAUCAGAAAAGAACCACUUUGAAAGUUCACCCUUACCCACCUCCCCUAAGUUCUUAAGACAGAACUGUAUUUACUCUACAGAAGCAUUGACUGGAAAAGCCCCUGGUGGUCAGGAAAAGUGCAAACUCGAGAACCACAUCUCCCCCGACGUCCGUGUGUUGCCGGGCGGAGGAGCCCAUGGAAGCACACGAGAUCAGAGCAUCUGAACUACCCCACGCGGAGGAGAGACGUGGGGCGAGGUCCAAAGAGGAGUGCGGCUCAGCUUACCUGCCACAGAGCUUUUCUGCAUGAACUCUGAAAACAGAAAGGCUCUGCGAAGCCCCUGGAAAGAAGAGAGACUCCAGAGAAAGCUCCCUAAGGCCUUGAGAGUCAUGACAGGUCCAUCAGAAUGAAGUUGGCCAAGCCAUAGGAUAUGGCGCCUCCUUGUAACAACUCCACUGCCCUCUUUGGGAGAUGUCAUGAGCAGAACUCACAGCCACCACUACCACGUUUUAGACAUAACCACGGCCACCUAUUCCCCAUUCUUCUCUUAUGGCUCUUCAUCACAGCCUCUGAGAGCAACACCUCCAUCCCUCCUGGCUUCUCUGGAGAAGGAUGCUGGGACAAGUGGCUUAUACUGAAAGAGUGGGUUGACCAAUUUGGUUUCGGGUAUUGCCUGGCCACCUCUAGAAACUCCUGUCCAUCAUCUCUCGGAUGGAUCCCACUGUUAGAAGGCUACAGGGGAUGCCUGUGUCAUAGAGAAAUCUCUGUGCCGCAAGCCAGGAUCCCAGCACAAACCCUUACUCGAAUGUCUUCAUUGACUUCAGUAUUUCGUAGUACCUGAGAUUUUAUUUUGAGAUAUCAUCAGGGUGAGUUGCACCACUUGUACUCAAUUCUCAUUGCCCCUGGCAAUCUGGGGAGGGCUCAGAAGGCAGGCACUCAGCCAACAGAACUCUGAGGAUUGCUUUAGGGUCGUAGAAGGAAAAAGUGUUCUGUACAUUGUUAGUGUAGACUCAAAAGAUAUGCAAGUGUCAAAUAUGCAAAAGAAAUAGCUUAUUCAAAGAGACUAUGUUACCGAAGAACAGAAUAAAAUCUGAUUUUUUUUUUUUUUACCUGCAAAAACGAAAGGAAAAAAAUAUCUUCAAUUGAAAUGCCCAGUUCAGACUUUUGAAUACUUCCUGCUGUGGCAGGGAAAGCAUCUACUAUAAUAGAAAUUCUGUUUUGUUUCCUGUGGU